GUGUCGAGGAGGCGGAGCCUAAGACAGCACGUCUAAGUCUGGAGGUUCCACUGGUUCCUACCUGGCUGUAGAGAGGUUCACCUGUCCCUGCAGUUAUGGCCAUGCACCGCGGCUCUGCACGGGCCGCUCCCGCCUCAGAUAAAGUACAGAAAAACAAGUCUGCACAGACGUCAGGACUGAAACACUGCAGCCGAAUGGAGAAACUUUUAGGGUUUGAAUGGACAGAUUUAUCUAGCUGGCAGAGUGUGGUAACCCUGCUUAACCGACCAACAGACCCUGCAAACCUGGCUGUCUUUCGUUUUCUCUUUGCAUUCUUGAUGCUGCUGGACAUUCCCCAGGAACGGGGCCUUAACUCCUUGGACCGAAAAUACUUGGAUGGGCUGGAUGUGUGCCGUUUCCCCUUGCUGGAUGCCCUGCGCCCACUGCCACUUGACUGGAUGUACCUUGUCUACACCAUCAUGUUUCUGGGGGCACUGGGCAUGAUGCUGGGCCUGUGCUACCGGCUAAGCUGUGUAUUAUUCCUGCUUCCAUACUGGUACGUGUUCCUCCUGGACAAGACAUCGUGGAACAAUCACUCCUAUCUGUAUGGUUUGUUGGCCUUUCAGUUGACAUUCAUGGAUGCAAACCACUACUGGUCUGUGGAUGGCCUGCUGAAUGCCCAAAAGAAGAAUGCCCAUGUACCCCUUUGGAACUACACAGUCCUGCGUGGCCAGAUCUUCAUUGUGUAUUUCAUUGCGGGUGUGAAAAAGCUGGAUGCGGACUGGGUUGGGGGCUACUCCAUGGAGCACCUGUCUCGGCACUGGCUUUUUAGUCCCUUCAAGCUGGUGUUGUCCGAGGAGCUGACAAGCCUGCUGGUGGUACACUGGUGUGGGCUUCUCCUUGACCUCUCAGCUGGAUUCCUGCUCUUCUUUGAUGCCUCAAGAACCAUUGGCCUCUUGUUCGUGUCCUACUUUCACUGCAUGAACUCGCAGCUCUUCAGCAUUGGUAUGUUUCCCUAUGUCAUGCUGGCCAGCAGCCCUCUCUUCUGCUCACCUGAAUGGCCUCGGAAGCUGGUAGCCCGAUGCCCAAAAAGGCUGCAGGAGCUGCUGCCUGCCAAAGCUGCUCCUCGGCCUAGUGCUUCCUGUGUAUAUAAGAGGGCCCGGGCCAAAGCUGGUCAAAAGCCAGGGCUGCGUCACCAGCUGGGAGCCGUUUUCACCCUGCUCUACCUUCUAGAGCAGCUCUUCCUGCCCUAUUCCCAUUUCCUCACCCAGGGUUACAACAACUGGACAAAUGGGCUGUAUGGCUAUUCCUGGGACAUGAUGGUGCACUCCCGCUCCCACCAGCAUGUAAAGAUCACCUACCGCGAUGGCCUCACUGGCGAGCUGGGCUACCUUAACCCUGGGGUAUUCACACAGAGCCGGCGAUGGAAGGACCAUGCAGACAUGCUGAAGCAAUAUGCCACUUGCCUGAGCCUCCUGCUUCCCAAGUACAAUGUCUCUGAGCCCCAGAUCUACUUUGAUAUUUGGGUCUCCAUCAAUGACCGCUUCCAGCAGAGGCUUUUUGACCCUCGAGUGGACAUCGUGCAGGCUGUCUGGUCCCCCUUCCAGCGCACGCCCUGGGUGCAACCACUUUUGAUGGACUUAUCUCCCUGGAGGACCAAGUUACAAGACAUUAAGAGCAGUCUGGACAACCACACUGAGGUGGUCUUCAUUGCAGAUUUCCCUGGGCUACACUUGGAGAAUUUUGUGAGUGAAGACCUAGGCAACACUAGCAUCCAGCUGCUGCAGGGAGAAGUCACUGUGGAAUUGGUGGCAGAACAGAAAAACCAGACUCUUCAAGAAGGAGAGAAAAUGCAGUUGCCUGCUGGAGAGUACCAUAAAGUCUAUACUGUAUCAUCUAGUCCUUCCUGCUACAUGUAUGUCUAUGUCAACACUACAGAGGUCGCACUGGAGCAAGACCUGGCAUAUCUGCAAGAAUUAAAGGAGAAGGUGGAGAACGGAAGUGAAACAGGGCCUCUGCCUCCAGAACUUCAGCCUCUUUUGGAAGGGGAAGUAAAAGGGGGCCCUGAGCCAACACCUCUGGUCCAAACCUUUCUGAGACGUCAGAGGAAGCUCCAAGAAAUUGAACGCAGGCGAAAUAGUCCUUUCCAUGAGCGAUUCCUUCGCUUUGUGCUGCGAAAGCUGUAUGUCUUUCGACGCAGCUUCCUGAUGACUCGAAUUUCACUCCGAAACCUGCUAUUAGGCCGCCCUUCCCUAGAGCAACUAGCCCAAGAGGUGACAUAUGCAAACUUGCGGCCAUUUGAACCAGUUGAUGAGUCAAGUGCUUCAAACACAGAUUCUUCAAAUCCUAAUCCUUCAGAGCCAGAUUCUGAGCAUGUUCACUCUGAGUUCUGAAGGGAGUCCAGAUGCUCUGUGCAGAUGUGGAGGCAGCCUGUUACAGGCUUUAUUGUCUAUGCAAAGGACAUAUUUUGGAGAAAAAUGAUUUUGAGAUAGGCUUUUACAGUACAGCCCAGGCUGUCCUCAAACUCAUGGUGGCCUCUGUUUUCAGCUCGUUUUGUGAUCACAUAUAUAUCAGCAAACCUAGGUGGUUUCCCCUUUAUAUUUUUUUCCCCUUACAUGUUCUUUAAAAUUAUAGCUUACAGGAUCCAAGGCAACAGAGAAUUUGAAUCCCAAGACUGAGGGCUUUUAGUUUUUCUUGACAGGAUUUCUCCACGUAGACCAGACUGGCCUUGCUCUCAAGAGAUUUACCAGCCUCUGCCUUCUGAGUGCUGGAAUUGGCAUGGGACAUCACUGCCUGGCUUAUAGUAGUCAUUUUUAAGUUGACUUGUUCUUUAGGCAAAGGAAUUGCACUACAAUGAAUAUAGCUGAACCCAUGUACUUGCUACAUCUAUGAGUGAGUUGACAAUCUGAAAUGUUAAGAUUUAAGGUCCUGUACCCUGCAUUUCAGACUUAAACUAAAACUGAAGCAGUAUAAACUUGUGUUAACUCCAAGGGACUAGGGUGACCAGGUAGUAAUAAAGGCACAAGGUAGUUUUUAAUUUAUCAUUCAUUCCUAUUUGUAGCCAGCAAGUUUUUCAGCAUCAUUGGCAUCAGAAUAGCACUACUAAAUAGGGGAAGCCAGAUGGCUUACUUUUGUAUAAAUCAGCUUAGUGAAUGGUAACUCUCUAAGCCAUGGCUGAGUCAUAAGCCUUGAGGUUUUGUUUCCUUAUAUUGGCCAAGCCCCAUCACAUCUUCCUUCUAUUCAUCCUAUUUUUAAUCUUUACUAUCCCUCUAUUCUUUCAUCCUUUAUUCUGAAAUCUAAGUUAGGGAUAGACCAAGGUAGGGUCAUCACUUUCAAUUGCACACGUUAGGCCUGAAAAAUGGAGACCCAAAAAUCCAGCUUAAUGCAUACAAUGCAUUUUGCGUAGGCUACUAAUGGCCAUGCACAGGGAGUUCUGGUCAUCUUUAACAGGAAAAACACUAGUUUGCAUUCCUUUUCAUGGCCUUACCUUACUUAACAGUAUGAAAUACAACAUGGCAUUAUGUUCUUGUGCUAUUUCUUAUUCAGGAGGGGGACCUUGCAAACUUUUGUGGUGAAAUGAACCCAAGGUUCAGGCAAAAUAUGAAGUUUGUACAGAGAUGCUCCUUUCAUGUUGAUUUACUGAGAUCUCUUCCCCCUCCCCAAAUGUUGGGAUAAAUUAAGUGGAGAUGAGGUUAAGCUGCUUGAGGCUAGAUUAGUCUCCCAUGCAUGAAGUCCUCGGGUUUGAAGUUCAGCACCAAAUAAAUGAAGUGAGACCCCAUUUAGUUGAUGGAAAUUGUAUGGUAUUGCCAGAGGAACCAGGCUUUGCAGUUAGUUGUUUUGUAAAAAGCAUCUAGCUGAAUUACUUCACCUGUCUCCAGCAUACAGGUGUUCUUAGCCUUGAACCACUCCCCAUGCUUGCUUAUUCAUUUCCUCCCAUCCUCCCUGGACUAGUGUCCACACACCUAUUUCUUAGGACCUUAGUUUUGGGGAUCUCACAAGUACAUCUAUAUAGUUGAGCAUUUUAGAGAUGGCCUCACCCCAGGCCACCCCCAAAUAUAAACUAUGCAGCUGAGGAUGAUCUUGAUCUCCCAGUUGUCCUGUUCUUCCUACUGGGCAAUCUCAUUGCUGUCUCGAGCACACAAGCAUAUAAAAACUUGAGAUAAGGACUUGCUAAGUAUAAUAUAAAGUAGCCCAAGUUAACCCAAUCUCUUGAAUGCUGGGAUGGAAACAUGGGCCACUCUUCUUAAACACCUGGAAAUUUAACUGUGUUCAUCUUUGUCUCCAAGUUAAAGGAACAUGCUGCCAUCACCACCAGGCAAAGAAAUUCAAUAAACUGUGAUACAUUAA
This is a messenger RNA of Arvicanthis niloticus (Nile rat), 4326 nucleotides long. It is a transcript of the gene Ggcx, whose product is annotated as gamma-glutamyl carboxylase. Gene Ontology annotation, molecular function: vitamin binding; gamma-glutamyl carboxylase activity. The record is from RefSeq and is a predicted model, not a curated record. Gene Ontology annotation, biological process: peptidyl-glutamic acid carboxylation. NCBI's taxonomy places the organism in Eukaryota, Metazoa, Chordata, Mammalia, Rodentia, Muridae.